GGGUCCCCAGUGUCCGCCGCCACCGCUGUCCCCCGCGCCCGCCACUUCCGGGGCCGCAGUCCCGGGCAUGGAGCCGCGAACGUGAGCGCUGCCGGCCCCGGGACGCCCUGCCCAGCCCGGCUGCCGCCCCGCGCCCCGGUCUGUGUCCCAUGCCUGCCACUGGAAUGGAGGCUCUCCGGACCCUUUAAAAGGCACCCCCACCCUCCUGAGCUCAGCUGAGUGGUUGAUGCGGAAGGUUAAGAAGUUACGCCUGGACACGGAGAACACAGCAAGUUGGAGAAGCUUCUCGCUGAAUUCUGAGGGGGCCCAGGGGAUGGCUGCCACCACUGAGGCCCCAGUGGCUGACCGGGGCGACACAGUUGACAUGGACGAGCCGGCGGCCCGCUUCCAGGUGCAGAAACACUCAUGGGAAGGGCUCCGGAACAUCAUCCAUGGCAGCCGCAAGUACUCAGGCCUUAUCGUCAACAAGGCACCCCACGAUUUCCAGUUCGUGCAGAAGACAGAUGAGUCUGGGCCCCAUUCCCACCGCCUCUACUAUCUAGGAAUGCCUUAUGGCAGCCGAGAGAACUCUCUCCUUUACUCCGAGAUUCCCAAGAAAGUCCGGAAAGAGGCUCUGCUGCUCUUGUCCUGGAAGCAGAUGCUGGAUCACUUCCAGGCCACGCCCCACCACGGGGUCUACUCGAGGGAGGAGGAGCUCCUGAGGGAGCGGAAGCGCUUGGGAGUCUUCGGCAUCACCUCCUAUGACUUCCACAGCGACAGCGGCCUCUUCCUCUUCCAGGCCAGCAAUAGCCUCUUUCACUGCCGCGAUGGGGGCAAGAAUGGCUUCAUGGUGUCCCCCAUGAAGCCACUAGAAAUCAAGACCCAGUGCACCGGGCCCAGGAUGGACCCCAAGAUCUGCCCUGCUGACCCCACCUUCUUCUCCUUCAUCAACAACAGUGACCUGUGGGUGGCCAACAUAGAGACAGGCGAGGAGCGGCGGCUGACCUUCUGCCACAGAGGUUUAUCCAGCGUCCUAGAGGACCCAAAGUCUGCGGGUGUGGCCACCUUUGUCAUUCAGGAAGAGUUUGACCGCUUCACCGGGUACUGGUGGUGCCCUUCGGCCUCCUGGGAAGGUUCAGACGGCCUCAAGACACUGCGGAUCCUGUACGAGGAAGUGGAUGAGUCAGAGGUAGAGAUCAUCCAUGUACCCUCCCCUGCACUAGAGGAAAGGAAGACAGACUCGUACCGAUAUCCUAGGACAGGCAGCAAGAAUCCCAAGAUUGCCUUGAAACUGGCUGAAUUUCAGACUGACAGUGAGGGCAAGAUCGUCUCGGCUCAAGAGAAGGAAUUGGUGCAACCCUUCAGCUGCCUGUUCCCGAAGGUGGAAUACAUUGCCAGGGCUGGGUGGACCCGGGACGGCAAGUAUGCCUGGGCCAUGUUCCUAGACAGACCCCAACAGCGCCUCCAGCUGGUCCUCCUCCCCCCAGCCCUGUUCAUCCCAGCCACUGAAAGCGAGGAACAGCGGCUGGCCUUCGCUAGAGCUGUCCCUAAGAACAUCCAGCCGUACAUGGUGUAUGAAGAGGUCACCAAUGUCUGGAUCAAUGUUCACGACAUCUUUUAUCCCUUCCCCCAGUCAGAGGGAGAGGAAGAGCUCUGCUUCCUUCGCGCCAAUGAGUGCAAGACUGGCUUCUGCCACUUGUACAAAGUCACUGCUGUUUUAAAACCCAAGGGCUACGACUGGAGCGAGCCCUUCAGCCCUGGAGAAGGUGAAUUUAAGUGCCCCAUUAAGGAGGAAAUCGCUCUGACCAGCGGUGAAUGGGAGGUUUUGGCAAGGCACGGCUCCAAGAUCUGGGUCAAUGAGGAGACCAAGCUGGUGUACUUCCAAGGCACAAAGGACACACCCCUGGAGCACCACCUCUACGUGGUCAGCUACGAGUCGGCUGGGGAGAUUGUGCGCCUCACCACACCCGGCUUCUCCCACAGCUGUUCCAUGAGCCAGAACUUUGACAUGUUCGUCAGCCACUACAGCAGUGUGAGCACGCCACCGUGCGUGCACGUCUACAAGCUGAGUGGCCCUGAUGGUGAUCCUCUGCACAAGCAGCCCCGGUUCUGGGCCAGCAUGAUGGAGGCAGCCAGCUGCCCCCCGGAUUACGUGCCCCCAGAAAUCUUCCACUUCCACACACGUGCUGACGUGCAACUCUACGGCAUGAUCUACAAGCCGCAUGCCGUGCAGCCGGGGAAGAAGCAUCCCACUGUCCUCUUUGUGUACGGAGGCCCCCAGGUACAGCUGGUGAAUAACUCCUUCAAGGGGAUCAAAUACCUUCGGCUCAAUACUCUGGCAUCCCUGGGCUAUGCCGUGGUUGUGAUCGAUGGCAGGGGCUCGUGUCAGCGCGGCCUUCGGUUCGAAGGAGCCUUGAAGAACCAGAUGGGUCAGGUGGAGAUCGAGGACCAGGUGGAGGGCUUGCAGUUCGUGGCCGAGAAGUACGGCUUCAUCGACUUGAGCCGCGUUGCCAUCCACGGCUGGUCCUAUGGUGGCUUCCUCUCCCUCAUGGGGCUGAUCCACAAGCCCCAGGUAUUUAAGGUCGCCAUUGCGGGUGCCCCAGUCACAGUCUGGAUGGCAUAUGACACGGGAUACACAGAGCGCUACAUGGACAUCCCAGAGAACAACCAGCAUGGCUACGAGGCAGGCUCCGUGGCCCUGCACGUGGAAAAGCUCCCCAAUGAGCCCAACCGCCUGCUCAUCCUCCACGGCUUCCUGGAUGAAAACGUGCACUUUUUCCACACAAAUUUCCUCGUCUCCCAGCUGAUCCGGGCAGGAAAACCUUACCAGCUCCAGAUCUACCCCAACGAGAGACACAGUAUUCGCUGCCCAGAGUCAGGUGAGCACUAUGAAGUCACACUGCUGCACUUUCUACAAGAAUACCUCUGAGUCAGUCGUGGGCCAUCUCGGCUGCCCUGCCUGCCACCCGGAGCCAUCACAGCAGAGCACAAGUGGCUUCAAGGCUGCACUGCCACCCGGGGACCAGGCAGGAGGGACCGAGCACCCCCUCAGGCCCAUACGAGGUGCCUCUCCUACCCCCACUGGCCAGCCCUGCUGCCCUGAGGAGCCGCUGCCUUUGCCACCCCAACGCCUUUUAUCAUUUUCUUAAUGCUCCUGGGGUUUUGCCUGCUGCUUCUUGGUUGACAGGACAGACAGAUGAUGGCCAAUUCCUACAAGGCAUGGCCUCAGGCCAUCCCCACCUUCUAAAAGAAGGAGGCCACACCCUGCUGGGCACCAGAGAGACCAGAGCUCAGGCUGCCUUGGCCCGAAGAGACUCGGAGGAGCUGCACGCCUUCCACCGUGGCUCCCCAUGGCCUCUUGAUCUCUUAACCUGGCCACCACCCCCAGCACAGAAGCAUGCAAUCGCCUAUCCUCCCCAUCAGGUCCCCACUUCAUGUUUGUGUUUUGUUUUGGGGGGCAUUUUUCAUAACUAUUUAAAAGACGGCAAAGAGGUGCCUAAAUCUAGACUCGUAGUCUGUACCAGGCAGUGGGGGUUUCAACCCAGCCCCUGGUGAGCCCCAAAGCCUGAGUAGAAAGUCAUGAGGGCCCAGCAGGAGGAACAGCCAAGGCCUGCUGGGGGGCUCUGCACUCUCCCACCCCCACCUCUCCCUGAGCUUUCAGGCAGGCACUGAAACUCACUGAGCUUCAGCGCACUGCUGGUCAGCGGCUGCUGUCCCCUCCCCAGCCCAGCUGUCCAGCCGCACAUAUCUGCCUGGCCCAUACCCACCAGGGGUUCCAGGGUUGAGAGUUGGAACCAUCCCCACCUCAGGGUUAUACUUCCCCCUUCCUUUCCCUCCCAUGAAGAGUUCUGCCAGGGGUGGGCCAAAAAAAAAAAAAAAAAAAAAACAGAAACAAACCACCUCUAACAUAUUAUGGAAAGAAAAUAUUUUUGUCGAUUCUUAUUCUUUUAUAAUUAUGUGUGUAAGAAAGUAGACUCAUUAAACGAUUCCACAUGGAAACCUGC
Molecule: messenger RNA, 3983 nt
Organism: Nycticebus coucang (slow loris)
Lineage: Eukaryota; Metazoa; Chordata; Mammalia; Primates; Lorisidae
Gene: DPP9
Product: dipeptidyl peptidase 9
Exons: 22
Coding region: 227-2908 (893 amino acids)
Biological process (GO): proteolysis
Molecular function (GO): serine-type peptidase activity; dipeptidyl-peptidase activity
Source: RefSeq, a predicted model, not a curated record